UGCUCAUUACUUAAAUAUGCCAUAUGGGAGAGGGAGUCUGUUACGCCUCAAUGUUGCCUUUUGCUACAUCAUCUGUUGUAUAACAGCGACACAUUCAGAAACAGCUGGAAUACUUUCAUAUAGUCUCACAACAGGAAGAACUUUAAUGCAGGGUGACAUAAAGGGUUUUAGGGAUAUUUUGACUAGUCUGGAGUCAUUGUAUGUUGCCUCUAAGGAGCUUGGGCAACCUUUAGCACACAGUCGUUAUGUAUUUAACGACACUUUUUGUACUUGCACGAAAGAGUCUUCUGAUACGUGUUUAAUAGUAAGCACAGAGUCAACUAAUACGGGUCCAGGUGGUGGAGGUCCAGGUGGUGGAGGUCCAGGUGGUGGUGGUCCAGGAGGCGGAGGUCCAGGUGGUGGUGGCCCAGGUGGUGGUGGCCCAGGAGGCGGAGGUCCGGGCGGAGGCGGUCCAGGAGCAACUUCAAGUGAUCUAUACUGCAUACAAACAAGCUGUGUCAAAUAUCGCUGUGACUUAACCGGUGCAUAUCUAUGUAAGAGGAAGACAGUGGGUUCUCUUGAAUAUUCUGGUCCGCCUCCCCCAAACAACGAUCCGUCUCCUUGCGAAAGGGUUUCAACGAUAGCUACGUUUUACUACUCAACUAACUGAACAUAUAAAAGAUUCAAUAAAUUAUCGGCAAGUUUC
This is a messenger RNA of Galdieria sulphuraria, 685 nucleotides long. RefSeq lists its product as uncharacterized. The transcript has a single exon. The record is from RefSeq and is a predicted model, not a curated record. The coding region runs from base 17 to 649 and encodes 210 amino acids. NCBI's taxonomy places the organism in Eukaryota, Rhodophyta, Bangiophyceae, Galdieriales, Galdieriaceae.